AUGUUCAUAUUGCCGGCGUUUCAAGGCGAAGUGGAGCACACGCUGACCUUCACUUUGCCAGUGACAGAUCCAAUUCCUCCGAAUUAUUGCAUUCGAGCGAUUUCCGAUCGGUGGCUGCACUCGGCGGCGUCUCUUCCGAUUUCUUUUCGCAAUUUAAUUUUGCCGGAAAAGCCGCCGCCGCAUGCAGAGCUGCUGGACUUGCAGCCGCUGCCGGUGUCUUCUUUGCAUGAUAAAAAGGCCGAGGAACUCUACAAGAAAGAAGGCAUUAAAGCCUUCAAUCCCAUUCAGACUCAGGUCUUUUCCACUUUGUACUCGACCAACGAGCCAGUUUUGUUGUGUCUUCCGCCGACAAGUGGCAAAGAGAUUUGCAUUGAGUUUGCAAUUUUGCGAAUGCUGAAGACGGAGCCGGCGAGUGCCUGGAAAGCCGUUUACCUCGCGCCCUACGCCUCCGUAGUUCAGGAAACUCUGCGUCAGUGGAGUUCCAAGUUGGGGUCGGGUUUGGGCCUCAAAAUCGCGGAACUCACCGGCGACUUGCAUGCAGAUCUCAAGGCAAGUUCUUCUUUUCAUUCUUUCCGUAUUCUGGAACAGUCCCACAUUGUGUUGUCGACUCCGGAGAAGUGGGACUUUUUGUCUCGGCGUUGGAAAACGCGCAAAGUGCUGCAGUCCAUCCGCCUCUUGAUGGUGGACGACCUGCACUUGCUGAACUCUCCAGUCGGCGCCACUCUCGAAGUCUGUCUUUCUCGCAUGAGAUAUAUUUCUGCGCAAUUGCCGCAGCCUGUGCGGAUUGUGGCUUGUGCGAAUUCUCUUUCAAACGCCAAAGACGUGGCGGACUGGCUGGGCGUCUCGGCCACUGGCCUGUUCAACUUCCACCCCAGCGUGCGCACUGUGCCGCUGGAGAUUUCGCUGCACGGCUUCGACGUUUACAACAGAGAGGCGCGGCUGCUGGCGAUGUCUCGGGCGGUGCACCAGGCGAUAAAGCUGUACACGGCCCCGAGCGAGGGCCGCAGCAGCAGCAGCAGCAGCAGCAGCAGCAGCAGCAGCAGGAAACUCAAGAACGUCUUGGUCUUCUGCUCCGACAGGAAGCAGUGCAGACUCACCGCCAUCGAUCUGCUCCUCCAAACCGCCGCAGACGACCAGCCCAAGAAGUACCUCCACAUGUUGCUGGAGACUUUGUCUUACGGCGUGGGCCUUUUCCACGCGGGUCUUUCUGCUGCUGAGCGGCUGCUGGUGCAGCAGCUGCACAGCAGCGGCGCCAUUCAAGUUGUUGUUGCAGCCCAAGAGGCCGCUUGGGGCCUCCAAAUGAGCGCCCAUUUGGUCGUUCUCGUCGACACCAAACGCUUCACGGAAAACGGAUACGAAGACUACCCGAUCGCGGACGUGUUGCAAAUGCUGGGCCGGGCGACGCGGCCGGGGGUGGACCGGCACGGGUUUGUGGUGUUGUUGUGUCCGUCGAGCAAGCGGGAGUUUUACAAGAAGUUCAUUUUCGAGCCUUUGCCGGUGGAGUCGCAGCUGGAGCAGCACUUGCAGGACCACUUGAACGCAGAAGUGGUUUUGAAAACAGUUGAAAGCAAACAAGACGCAAACCCCAACUACUACGGACUCCAGGCCGCCUCCCACCAACACCUCAGCGACUUUCUCUCCGAACUCGUCGAGUCCGCCGUCCACGCCCUCGAGCAGGCGCAGUGCCUCGCCGAGAAAAACGAAGUCGACCUCGAGCCCCUCAACUUGGGGCUUAUCUCUGCCUUUUACUACGUCAAAGUGGCCACUAUUGUCGACCUCGAGCCCCUCAACUUGGGGCUCAUUUCUGCCUUUUACUACGUCAAAGUGGCCACUAUUGAGCUCUUUAAUCGCUCGCUUUCCCCCACUUCGAAGCGAAGAGCUCUCUUGGAAAUUCUCUCCGCCGCUGCGGAGUUUUCGUUUUUGCCGCUUCGGCCCGGCGAAGAUUCGCUGCUGCGGACUUUGGCGCAGCGGCUGAGUCUCAAAGUGCCGCCGAGCGCGGACUUCGCCAAAACCAGCACCAAGACUCUGAUUCUCCUCCACGCGCACUGCCAGCGGUGGAGCCUGCCCAGCGACCUUGCUGCAGAGCAGCAGCAGCUGCUGCUGCCCGCGCUGCGGCUGCUGCAUGCGCUGGUGGAUGUCACUGCCAGCAACGGCUGGCUCUUCCCGGCUCUUGCUGCAGUCGAGCUCGCCCAGGGCCUCGUCCAGGCGCUGCAGCAGCACGGCCAGGGGCCCCAGGCUUCGCCGCUGCGCACUUCACGGAAGAGCUCGUCAGGCAGGCCAAUGGGGGUUUUAGUGGGGUUUUAA
Messenger RNA from Eimeria necatrix, 2304 nucleotides. RefSeq names its product sec63 domain-containing DEAD/DEAH box helicase, putative. The coding region runs from base 1 to 2304 and encodes 767 amino acids. NCBI's taxonomy places the organism in Eukaryota, Apicomplexa, Conoidasida, Eucoccidiorida, Eimeriidae. The transcript has 11 exons. The record is from RefSeq and is a predicted model, not a curated record. Gene Ontology annotation, molecular function: ATP binding; nucleic acid binding. Gene Ontology annotation, cellular component: nucleus.